AUGGGACGCAAAUACCUGGGAGGCUCGGGGAGUGCCUUGACUGUCUGGAUCUCGCUAGCCGCGUCAACUGUUCUCAUCUUCUAUGGAUAUGAUCAGGGCGUGUUCGGGAAUGUUCUGGUUGGGGAGGAUUUCCUAAAGACCAUGGGAAAUCCUGACGCCACCGUCCAAGGGACUUUGACCUCAGUUUAUAACCUUGGAUGCUUCGGAGGGGCGCUUUCAACUUUGUACACGGGAGACAAACUCGGCCGUCCACGCACCAUUAUGCUUGGGAGCUCCGUCAUCGCCCUGGGAGCAAUUGUUCAGUCAGCAUGCUACUCUAGAGGGCAAAUGUUUGCAGGCAGGGUGAUUGCGGGCCUUGGGACAGGCAUGAACACCGCCACUGCUGGUGUUUGGCAGUCCGAGACCAGCAAGAUGCGGAGCCGUGGCAAGCUCGUCAUUAUUCAGAUGGCCAACUGUAUAACUGGCUUCUGCCUGUCGAACUGGCUCACUCUAGGAUUCUCGUUCGCUAAAAGCUCAGUGGCCUGGCGAUUUCCACUCGCCUUUCAAUGCUUCUUUACACUGUUGAUAUGGUUGAUGUGUCCCUUUCUCCCGGACUCUCCCCGUCUUCUGAUUCGUAAGGGCAAGCACCAGGAGGCAUUGGAAGUGCUCGCUGCUCUCGAAGGACAUGGGGCAACUUCCGAGUCGGCGUCGGUGCGCACGCAGUACAAUAUCAUCAAAGAUGUCCUGGAUAAAGAGCACGCGCAGACCUAUAGUUGGUGGCAGCUUCUGACCGGCCGAGGACCUUCAGGCGUCGUCCGCAGGAUGAUCCUAGGCGCCUGGAUGCAGGCAAUGAACCAGAUUAGCGGUAUCAACUUGAAUAUACCAAUGGGAUAUAUCUUCAUCCAUGCUAUCAACCUCAACGAACUUUUAGCUCGAAUCCUUGCGGCCGCCGGAUCUGUCGACUACCUCAUCUUCUCUUUUUUGGCGUGGUUCUUCAUCGAACGGUACGGCCGUCGCCGGGUUAUGAUGUGUUCAGCGUUUGCCUGUUCCACAUGCUGGACCAUAAUCAGCAUUGCUUUGGGGUUGUCCCAGAACGGUAAAGGAGAUACGUAUAAGCUAGGUGCCCUUGCGACCACCUUUUUUUUUGUUUUUUUUGCGUCAUUUGCACUCGGCGUUCUGGGAGUGCCUUGGCUCUACCCCACCGAAAUCAACCAUAUCUCCUUCCGUGCCAAGGGUGCGUCUCUGGCAAUGGCAACGAACUGGAUCAUGAACUACAUGGUCGCCCAAGUGACGCCGCCGGGUAUCGCCAACCUAGGCUACAAAUUCUGGAUUAUCUGGGCCGUGAUCUGCUUCUCUUUCAUCCCCAUCACCUAUUUCUUCUACCCGGAGACGGCCAAUCGGUCACUGGAAGACAUAGACCGAUACUUUGCGGAACACCGCAACAUAUUUGUCUUCAGAGAUAAGGUUGCAACGCAAUUGAAGAGGCCGGAGAUGUGGGAGAGGAUGGAUGAGGAGGUCGCGCGGAGGGCCGAAGAGGAGAUGAUUAGGAACGGCGAGCAGGUCGAAGGGGGCAGCGAAGAUGGAGGAGAGAAGGGGGAGCAGGAGGUCGUGUACCUUGAGAAAUGA
Molecule: messenger RNA, 1605 nt
Organism: Cladophialophora psammophila CBS 110553
Lineage: Eukaryota; Fungi; Ascomycota; Eurotiomycetes; Chaetothyriales; Herpotrichiellaceae
Exons: 9
Coding region: 1-1605 (534 amino acids)
Biological process (GO): transmembrane transport; carbohydrate transport
Cellular component (GO): membrane
Molecular function (GO): carbohydrate:proton symporter activity
Source: RefSeq, a predicted model, not a curated record